AUGGAGCUGCGAGGGUGCGUGGCGCUGGUGACGGGCGGCGCCUCGGGCAUCGGCCUGCAGUACGCGCGCCACCUGCUGCUCGCCGGCCUCAAGGGCGUGGUCCUGGCCGACCUCGAGCGCGGCCGCGCCGUCUUCCAGCGCACCGACGUGACGAAGCCGCAGCACCUGCGAGAGGCGUUCGCGAAGGCGUACGAUGAGUUCGGCCGUCUGGACAUCGUCAUCAACAACGCUGGCAUACUGAACGACGCCCAGUGGGAGCUGCAGAUUGACAUAAACGUGACGGCGGUGGUGCGAUGCACGCAGCUGGCGAUGGAGCUGAUGUCGCGCGGGGGCGGCGGCGGCGGCGGCGGCGGGGGCGGCGUCGUGCUGAACGUGGCGUCGGUGCUGGGGCUGGCGCCGCUCGCCGGCUGCCCCGUCUACGUGGCCACCAAGCACGCCGUCGUCGGCCUGUCCCGCUCCUACGGGACGCAGUUCCACUGGCAGCGGACGGGCGUGCGGGUGGUGGCGCUGUGCCCCGGCGUCACGCACACGCAGCUGAUCGCGCAGGCGGGCGGCCGCCAGCCGGACCCCGACCAGGGCGCGCUGGCCGUGCGGGAGCUGGCCGCGCUGCCGCAGCAGCGGCCGGAGCACGUGGCCGCGGCCGCCCUCCACGUGCUGCGCGCCGCCCCCAACGGCUCGGUGUGGGUGGCGGAGGGCGGCGAGCCCGCCUACCAGCUGCGCUUCCCGCACCGCACGCAGCUGCUCACCAACGAGUCAGAAUUUACACUGCCCUCGUGGCUGGGGGAGGGGCUGUAA
Molecule: messenger RNA, 795 nt
Organism: Schistocerca americana (American grasshopper)
Lineage: Eukaryota; Metazoa; Arthropoda; Insecta; Orthoptera; Acrididae
Product: 15-hydroxyprostaglandin dehydrogenase [NAD(+)]-like
Exons: 8
Coding region: 1-795 (264 amino acids)
Cellular component (GO): cytoplasm
Molecular function (GO): oxidoreductase activity, acting on the CH-OH group of donors, NAD or NADP as acceptor
Source: RefSeq, a predicted model, not a curated record